AUGGUAUCUAUUACUCCACUCGCCUAUAAAUUAUUAAGUUAUGUGCCGUUUCUGUUGGUUUUGCUUGAUCUUCGAUAUGAAGAAGUGCUAUGUGGCAGUGAGAACAGUGUGGAGAAACACCUGGAAAUGGGAAAGAAGCUCCUGGCUGCUGGACAGCUGGCUGAUGCGCUGUCUCACUUCCAUGCUGCAGUAGAUAUAGACCCCCAAAACUACAUGGCGUAUUAUAGGAGAGCUACAGUGUACCUGGCCACAGGAAAGUCCAAAUCUGCUCUGCCGGAUCUCAGCAAAGUCAUCCAGCUUAAACCUGAUUUCACAUCGGCAAGACUUCAGAGAGGAAGCCUACUGCUAAAACAGGGCAAGCUCGACGAAGCCGAGAGUGAUUUCAAGAAAGUGUUGAAAUCGAACCCCAGCACCAGAGAGGAAGAGGAAGCCCAGAGCCAGCUGAAGAAAUCUGAUGAAAUCCAAAGACUCGUGACUGAAGCCCAGAGCCUUUUUGAUCGCAGAGAUUACAGCUCAGCAGCAUCGCUUUUGGACACAGUAAUCGAUACCUGCGCGUGGGACGCCGACUCCAGGGAGCUUCGAGCCGAGUGCUUCAUUCAGCAGGGCAAGCUGGGCAGAGCCAUCAGUGAUCUCAAAGCAGCUUCUAAGCUGAAGAACGACAACACACAGGCCUUCUACAAGCUCAGUACCAUCUAUUAUAACCUGGGAGACUAUGAGAUGUCCCUAAAUGAAGUGAGAGAGUGUCUGAAACUGGACCCUGACCACAAGCAGUGCUUCAGCCACUACAAGCAGGUGAAGAAGCUCAACAAACAGAUCAUGUCAGCCGAGGAGCUGAUUCAGCAGCAGAGGUAUGGCGAUGCAGUGAGCAAGUAUGAGUCGGUUAUGAAGACAGAACCAAAUGUGCCUCAGUACACUCUUCACGCCAAAGAACGCAUAUGCCACUGUCUGUCUAAGGAUCAGCAGGGUGCUAAAGCAAUUCCAGUGUGCAGUGAAGUUCUGAAAUCAGACUCACAAAAUGUGAAUGCUUUGAAAGACAGAGCAGAAGCCUACCUCCAAGAUGAGCAAUAUGAAGAAGCUAUUAAGGACUUUGAGAGUGCAAAGGAACUCAGUGACAAUGACCGGGAGAUAAAAGAAGGACUGGAAAGAGCACAGCGCCUCCUUAAACAAUCCCAGAAGAAAGACUAUUACAAGAUUCUGGGAGUCAAGAGGACAGCCCAGAAGAAAGAGAUCAUUAAAGCCUACAGGAAGCUGGCACAACAGUGGCAUCCAGACAACUUUCAGGAUCCUGAAGACAAGAAGAAGGCUGAGAAGAAGUUCAUAGACAUCGCACAGGCCAAGGAGGUUCUCACUGAUCCAGACAUGAGGAGCAAGUUCGACCAAGGUGAAGACCCCAUGGACCCCGAGAGCCAGCAGGGAGGAGGCCACCAACACUUUCACAGAGGCUGGGACAACUUCCAGGGUUUUAACCCAUUCGGCUCUGGUCCCUUCAACUUUAAAUUUAGCUACAACUGAAAUGAUGCGAGAGGACGGGGGGUUUGGAUCAGCCCAAUCCUGAGCCUGAUCUGGAUCCGGGAGUAUGCCUUGACAUUCAGAGAGAACUGGGACCUGCUGACACUAAUUGGCUCCUAACAAGCAUGGACGUGUUUAUAGAAGCUGCCGUAACAUUAAAACACGCCCUUCGCUGGUGAAAUGGUCUCGUCGGACUUGCUUAGUGGAGCCAUAUGGUAUUAUGUGAAGCAAUUGAAGAAUGUUUUUCAGGGGGAUGUUAAGUGUUUACGAAAGUUCAUUCCAAAGCAGCCAACAUGGACCUUAUCAUCCACUUCUAUAGAUUACUGUGUACAUACCUGUAGAAGACUGCACUAUUUUUCUAUAAAUUAAACAAUGCUGCAAUGUAAAUACAGAAAUAAAAAAUAUCAUUGCUUAUUUAA
Messenger RNA from Trichomycterus rosablanca, 1928 nucleotides. RefSeq names its product DnaJ (Hsp40) homolog, subfamily C, member 3a (gene dnajc3a). The record is from RefSeq and is a predicted model, not a curated record. The transcript has 12 exons. Gene Ontology annotation, biological process: protein folding in endoplasmic reticulum. Bases 1 to 1512 code for a protein of 503 amino acids. Gene Ontology annotation, molecular function: protein-folding chaperone binding; misfolded protein binding. NCBI's taxonomy places the organism in Eukaryota, Metazoa, Chordata, Actinopteri, Siluriformes, Trichomycteridae. Gene Ontology annotation, cellular component: endoplasmic reticulum.